CGCGGUGGCAGCCGGGAUGCUGGCGGAGUGCGGGCCGGCGGGGCCAGGUCCCGCGCCCCCGGCCUGGCAUGGCCGGCCUCAUCAAGAAGCAGAUCUUGAAGCACCUGUCCAGGUUUACGAAAAACCUCUCUCCAGACAAAAUCAACCUGAGCACACUGAAAGGUCAAGGGCAGCUGACUAACUUGGAACUGGAUGAAGAGGUGCUGCAGAAUGUGUUGGAGCUGCCCACCUGGCUUGCUAUCACACGAGUCUAUUGUAACAAGGCUUCCAUUCGGAUCCAGUGGACAAAACUGAAGACGCACCCGAUCUGCCUGUACUUGGAUAAGGUGGAAGUGGAGAUGCGAACAUGUGAAGAGCCUCGGCCACCCAAUGGACAGUCUCCUAUUGCUCUUGCUGCAGGUCAGAGUGAAUAUGGCUUUGCUGAAAAGGUGGUGGAGGGGAUGUUUAUUGUCGUCAAUUCCAUCACUAUCAAGAUUCACUCCAAGGCCUUUCACGCCUCUCUUGAACUAUGGCAGCUCCAAGGAUACAGCGUCAACCCCAGUUGGCAGCGGAGUGACCUGCGGCUCACCCGCAUCACUGACCCUCAAAGAGGAGAGGUCUUAACGUUUAAAGAGCUCACCUGGCAGACGCUUAGGAUAGAGGCUGAUGCCACUGACAAUGGUGAUCAAGAUCCUAUUACCACUCCUCUGAGACUCAUUACCAAUCAGGGCAGGAUCCAGAUAUCUCUCAAGAGAAGGACAAAGGAUUGCAAUGUGGUGGCCUCUAAGCUCAUGUUCCUCCUUGAUGACUUGCUCUGGGUGCUGACAGACUCUCAGCUGAAAGCAAUGAUGAAGUAUGCAGAGUCCCUGAGUGAAGCCAUGGAGAAGUCUGCCCAGCAGAGGAAGAGCAUGGCUCCAGAACCUGUCCAGUUAUGUACCAAUAAUUGCAGCAGAGAGAAAAUGAAAUUAAGGGGUACAAGGCAAGGGAUGAAAGACAUUUUCAGCAGAGACUUGCAACACGAUGGAGAGCGUGAGAUUACACCACCUGCUCCUGCUGCCCAGCAGUCAUGGUCCCAGCCAUUUGGAGGUAGCCCAAAUGCAAGCAGCAUUGGCCAAUACUUUGAGAAAUAUGACAUGAAAGAGUCGUCCUACCACCUGCUCAUCUCUCGCCUAGACCUGCACAUCUGUGAUGACAGCCACACCCGGGACUCAGACACCUCCAACCAUAGAGUGCUGGGAGGCGCAAUGCAGCUGACCUUCAGGAGGAUGGCAUUUGACUAUUACCCCUUCCACUGGGCAGGAGACACCUGCAAGCAUUGGGUGAGGUACUGUGAGGCGAUGGAGACUCGGGGACAGUGGGCGAAGAAGCUCGUGAACGAUUUUCAAAGCAAGAUGGAGAAGCAGUGUGAAGAAAUGGACCCCGCAUCUGCAAAGAUUCCACUGUCGCCCUUCAAAAAGAAACCAGACCUGUCCAGUCCUCACAAAAGUUCUCCAGAGAAAGGCCAUUCUCAGGCCCGGGCUCCUCCCUUGAGCUUACCCCAGCUUCGGCGCCCUGCCUGGAACCGGCUUCGAUCCAGCUGUGUGGUAGUCCGAGUGGAUGACCUGGACAUCCAUCAGGUUUCUACUGCUGGGCACCGUAGUAAGAAGCCUUCCUCCUUGCUCUCCUGCAGCAGGAAAUCCCUGAACCUUCCCAAAGAGGUCUCUGCAAUCCACAUUGAGUUCACAGAGUACUACUUCUCAGACAAUCAGGAAUUCCCAGUUCCAUGCCCCAACCUGUAUGUGCAGCUGAAUGGCCUGAUGUUUACCCUGGAUACAGUGAGCAUGCUCUGGGUGAAUUUCUUCUGCCUGGAUCUUUAUCGCAGCCUGGAGCAAUUCAAAGCCAUCUACAAGCUGGAGACCUCUGGCAAGCAGGAUGAGCACGUUGAUGUUCGACUAGAUGGCUUUGGGCUGAAGCUAAACAUCCCGGUGGAGAAGAAAGUCACUGACCACCGGGACCGCCCGCAGACCCUCUCAGUCCGCAUGUCCGAGAUGACUGCCACCAACACACGCCAUGCUCCACACUGCAGCUGCCUUGCCCUCCAGAACCUCUUCCGCAGAUUUGCCAACUCUGAGUUCUUUCACUCUACCUACACCCACUUUCCAAAGUCUCGGGACAGCUUCAGCAUCCUCCACACCCUCUUCUUAAGGCAUGCAUACCAGGUGGAUGCCAGAGCCGAAAAUCACACGGGUUUUCCCCUGGUGACACAGAGGACCGCUGCUUCUGACGACCUGUGGUCUAUUAAUUUCACCCAGAUUUCCUUGGACUUUGAGGGGGCUGAGAGUUCAAAGGGCAGAGCUGUGAACUUCAUUGAUCCUUUCCCCCUCUCAGUUUGGGUUUGCUGUCCCAAGAAAUGGCAGCAGGCUCAAGCCUGGAAGCAACAGGCCUCUGCUGCUUUGGAGGUAAAAAUCAAGCCUUCUGCAAGCUUUAGUAAUCAUGCCAAACACCAGGACCUUACCGUAGAGUCUGGGAUCCGCCAAAGAUCAAAGACUGAGCAAGACCUGAAAAGCAUCCACAAGAUCCCAGAGGCAAUGGAUGUCUUGAGAGAAAGUGACUGUGAAAUUAAUGACAGAGGGGGUGAUAAAGAGCUAGAAGCCUCUGCUGAUAUUCACAUGCUUAUGUACUCAGCUGCUCAUGUGAAAGUUCGGCUGAAUCACUACCAAUACUUGGUGCUGCUCAGGAUGAGGGAAGUUAUGCAGACACUGCAAGAGCAGUUGGCCCAAGAUACACAGGAGGUGAUUGGAUCCCCCAUAGAACCCCUGACUGCUUGCUUGGGUCUCCUGUUCAACAGUGCAGAAGUGGCCCUGCUCAUGAAUCCCAUCCCAGGCUCUGGCUCAGAACCUAGGUCUGUGGACUCCGAUACAACGAGCCUGAUGAUGGGGUCUGAGCUGUCUCCUUCAGACAGCAAGGAGGGGCUGGCUGCUGAAGAGAAGGAGUUGAAAUCAGAUGCUAGCUCAGAGAAGGAAAUGGGCAGUCCCUUAAAAGUCCCAGAGGAUAGUGAGAAUGAAAACACAGAUGUGAGCAUUACCAGUGAGCUGCUGGAGAAACUGCCAAAAUCUUUGACUGAUGAAACUCUGGAAGCAACCGAUAUGGCAGAUCCACAGAGCAGGAGCGUGGAGGAGAAAGGACCAAUAGAAGAAGCACAUGAAGCUGUAGAAGCCCUGGAUGCAGAGAGAGUGACUGAGCAUAGCAGUCAAACCUCUCUUGCCCUUCCUUCCAGCUCAUCUGAGGUUCAGGCAAUGGGAAAUGGAAGUAUCAUGCUCAAUGGAGAAGUAGAACUAAUGCCAUUAAAGAGCUUGGAGGUGGAAUUCUCGAGUGCACUUCAUAUGACAAAAGAUGCCACUAAAGAAGCUCUGCAUGCGACCAUGGACCUCACCAAAGAAGCUAUGUCGAUGACUAAAGAUGCUUUCAGCCUGAGUCGGGAAAGGAUGGCUUCCACCAUGCAGAAAAUGCUCUCUCUACCGCCAACCAAGGAUCCUGUGCCUAAAGUUGAAGAGGGGCCAGCAACUCCCGGGGGAAGCAGCAGCCGGAUGCGUUUCUUCUCCAUGAAGAGGACAGCAUCCCAGCAUUCUUUUGAUGCCACCUCCGUAGAUGGGAGUGGCCCCGAGGACCGGAUCUCUGUGGACAGUGACGGCAGUGAUGGGGGCUUUGUGAUGCUCACAGACUCUGAACCCAGCCUGGAUCAUUUUCCCACAGGACACCUUCCUCGUGGCCUUAACGAUGCAGGCAGCAGAGGAAGCCCAAUGGCAGAGGAUGAGGGUGGAGGGUCACCUGACAUAAAUAGCUCAUCUCUUCAGAGCGGAGAAGACCCCAGUCUUCAGCUGGUGUCUGUUCUGGUGCUAAAAAUGAAUGAGGUGAACUGCGGGAUAGAAGCGAGAGGAGAUGAUAUGUUGCUUGCUGUACAAGCUACGGAGGUUAUUCCAGAGCAGCUGGGAAAUACUGGAAUGUGGCAGUAUCUUCAUAGCUACGUGGGAGAACUAAGCGUAGAGAAACCCUCAGCCACAGAAACUAGUCAGACUCAGCCAGAAGUGUGCAUGCGUCUUGAAAUGGGACCCAGUGCCGUUGUGCAUUCGCCCCUCGCUGUUCAGAACGGGUUCCUUCAAAUGCUGAUCCACAACUACCAGGCAGAGCUCUUGAUGUCUUUCCUUACCAACCUCGGCCCUUUCCUUGAGGAUGAAGUGAUACCGGAGGUGAUCCCCAUGAAAAUAGAGAUUGUGAACACCAAGAUCACGCUGAAGGAUGACAGCCCUCCAAUAUACCCUACCUCCCCUGGUCCUAUCCCCAUCACCUUGGCUGUGGAUCACGUUGUUGUGACGCGCAAAGAUGACGGGGUGUUCUACGUAACAGCUGUUGAGGGUGAAGGACCAUAUUUGCGGAAAAGGCCUGAGCCAGACCUUCAGGAGCACAAAGUCUCAGCACUAAGAGUCCCAGCAGCUCCUGCAGGAGCAGUGCAUGAAUUGCAGCUGAAGGAAGUGCCGGAGUUGCAGAAGGAGCUGGAGGGCACGAAAAUGGCCCUAGAAGCCGCCAACAAGGACAAAGAACGCCUUCUGCAGGAAAUCCGCAAACACGACCCCCUCUUCCAGCUCUGACAGCAGAGGUCUGCCCUGCCCACCACUGCUCAGGAGGAGCAGGGAUCACCACCAGCACUGAGGUGGCUAGUUUGUGACGUGGCUGCUAAACAGGUCAACCUCUGUACAGAGGAAUCACUUGGGGGAAUGGGAACCCAAAUGCUGCUGUAAGAGGAACUCCGAAGUGUGUGACGAGAGGAAAGGAGGCCCGGCUUGGGGAAGGGGGAUGAGCAAGAGGAGCUCCCUGGUUCUGGUCUGGCAGCCACGUUCCUCUGUCCUGGCAGUGUGGUGCUACCCUCUAUCACUGACCCAGUGCAGAGCUCAGUCAAGGAGCCCAAAAUGCCAGAACAGUAGUCAGGAGCCAGGGUCUCCUUGUCUUGUCAGUUGACAACAGAGAUGACUGCCUACUUUCACCCGCUGACUGUCUGCUUCCUCUCUCGUGUUUGCUCCUCAUGCUGGGUGGUGCCGCUUGGUUCUUCAUCUAGCAUUGUCCUGUGUGUUUUUGUCCAGAUGCACUCACCAAAGAGCACAGAUGAAAGCAAUAAGGUCCAUUUGUCAAGGCCAGGCCUAGUCAGAUAUUUCAGUGGAUGUUGCACAGAGUUCUUUGGUGAGAGCAUGAUGUAGCCCAAGACUGGAAUGAAACUGUAGGGCUUGCUGUGUGUGGGAGAUAGAGAAAUCUCUCCUCUAGGGAGAAGAAAUGUGGCCUGGAGCUUCCCCUGAGGAACCCGGGGAGCCAUAGUAGAAAGGAUUCCCCCUAGUUCCCUUUUCCACUAACCAUUUGCUGCCUUGGGAUUGAACCAGUGUAUAUGCUAGUUUAAAAACCAUCUACCCUUUCUGAAGCCCACUUCCCACACAGUGUCCAGACACCCUAGCUAUUGCCUGUACCCCAGUGCAAGACUGCCAUGUUCCCUCACCUGUUGGGUAACACAUGCUGGGCAAGUUCAGCUUUAUCUCCUGUGCUGAAGCCUGUGGGAAUCCAGCAUCUCCUCUCAAAGAAUGAUUUAAUCUUUCUUUGAAGCAAGGAAUCAGGGUGAAUGGAGUGCUUUGCAGGUCAUGGUUGAGGAAAGGAGGCUAGCUUAUGAACUGCACUUAUCUGUCAGAGGUGCACAGACUGCAGCAACAGAAGCCUAGAGAGCAACAGUAACUUCUUAGCUUUCCAACCUGAAGCAUGAGCUGAACCGACAGUUGAAUGUUCAGCCAGGCGCUUAUGUGUUUCAUCAGGACACUGAGCACUGGGACCUUUUCUGAGAGGGUUCUGGUUGCCUCUUCACUGUGCUAUUCCUGUGAAGGGACCAAGGCAGCAACUGUGGUGUUCACUGUGGUAAAAUGCCAGCUAAAUGCUACCCCUUUUCCAACAUACUGUCCUGAAGCAGUUGAAGUCUUUGAAGUUAGUCUGUGCCCGUUUUCACGUCAAAAGACAGCUUCCCCAGGUAUGAAGCUUAGUAAAAUGUGAAGUAGGCAUUGGUAGAAAACUACUGGAGAAAACGCUCUUUGUGAUAUCCCAAGCAUGAAUUGUUCUCCUGAGGGCUAAAUGGUAUGGUUUCUUCUCUCCUAGCCAAGCUAAUGCAUAGUCUAGGCAUCCAGUGAAGAAGCCACUGUGUGUGUGACUGCCUACUCUAGGGGGCAUGAUGGAAUCCUGCAGCAGAAGAGGUGGAGAGAGGGCAUGAGGGAAAGUGGCCCCCAACCGUAGAUGCUGUUAGAGGGACUAAGUUGUAUAAUUUAGCAUGAAACGUGGUACAGGUUUGUCAGUUCUGUGCUGCUGAGGACUGUCCACCCACAGCACCUUCUUGCAUGUGGAUGUUUUCUUAGAUUUUAAUGCAUUUCAAACACUUUUCUGAGUUGGAUUUUCCAGCCAUAUUUUAUAGGUGUAUUCAUGCACCAGUUUUAAUGCACACAACACUUUAUAAUGCAUGUUAAACAAGUAGAAGAGUGCACCUAAUUGGCUUGGGGAAAACUUAACUACAAAGAUAACUGACUGCAUAGGUGAUGGUGACCUUCCUUUCUUAACUGUGGGAAGGCCAGGUCAUAUGAGAAUGGAAGCUUUGUAUAACCAUAUUCUAGUUCUCCACUUCAUGAUCCCCAACACUUUUUCACCCUGAAAAGCAAUUAGCAUUCUGGUGGCAUUUUGUCUGUCAUAAAGGUUCUGUUGUGUUUUUAACCCCACUAAAAUUAAGUUAGAUAAACUCUUACAAGGUCAGGAUUACACUCGGUCCAAGUAACGAGUUGUGACUCCCACUCAGAAGCCAUGAUGGCUUGAUAUCUGGGGACUGAACAAAAGGAAGACGACAAUGUGUGCUAUUGCUUUUCCCCAUUAGUCUUGCAUAUAGAUUUCUCUUUGUCCAGUGGUGGAGAUAUGUACUUCUCUUUCCUGGGGACUGUAGUGUGGCUUUAGCUGCAGGGAAGAAAACUGCAUGCUUUAAUGUGCUGGUUUAAUGGUAGAGACUGGGGGAGGGUGUGUUGAACAAAGGCUCACAAAGAGCCUUGUAGCUCUUAGCAAAAUGCUUUGUGCAUGAGAAAAGGGAGGAAGACAGCCAGAUUAGAACCCAGUAAAAAUGGCUAGCAUUCUUAUCUGUUAGUCUGAAGGUAGGGUUGACCAGUGUCAUAGUUGGUCCUUGCCUUCUACGCUGGAAUAGACAGCCUCAGGACAAAGAGAGCAGAGCUCUACUGUUCCACUUAACUUUGCCAUCUGCCUGCCGAGAUGGGACUGACUAGUGCCUGAAUGCAGCAAGAGCUUGACUUUCAGUACAUGAAUAGGUAAUGUGUUGGGAAUGAUUUUCCUUUGGCAAAGACUGGGCAGCUGAAGCCUAAAAGGUUCUGCAGUGGUGAGGUGGUAAGGUCACUUUUGACAUCCCAUCUGACUACUGCACUGUUGGUUGGAUGCUGUACCUGAGAGUCAUUCACUGCGCUACCUUGGAUGCAGGGCAGAACCUAUGAAAAUGGAUACUUCCUCUGGAGAAUUGUGCCUCAUCCCAUCCCCUCAGUGCAGGCCCUGACAGGUUCUUUGUGCAUUACUGCCCAUGUUAAAAACUCCAGCAGCCCUUCCCUCCUAUAGGAAGGGGAAUCUGUGAUUAGGAGGACAAUGCACUUUAAACUUCUAGCACCAGUGUGGGGGACAGACCAGCUGGGUACUUCCUGCACCACUAUUGCCUCAUGUGCAUAGCAUAAUGUUUCAAAAAUAAAGGCAGGGAUUUAGAAAUGCAUGUUACCUCCUGUGGUAAGGAUAGGGCUGGCACCAAACCCACACGUUCUUACUGUAGAACAGGAGGUAACCAUACACCUGCGUUAAAACAACCUGCUGUGAAACCUAUGUACAAACAGCUCAUUGUAAGUAUAAAACUUGUAUGUGAACUGUGUCAAGUCUGAGCUUUUUAAUUCCUCUGUAACGUUGCUGCUCAGUUCUAUGUAACUAGAAGUUAGUGUUCUUUAUUCAAGUAUCUGUGAUAUUGAACUCACUCAUUCCUGCUUCCUCAUGAAGCAGGAGGUAAAAUUAUGCCUGCCAGUGCUGCUUGGUGAGGUGUGAUGCUGUUCUCACUUCUUUUGAUUCACUGUUUGCUUGAACAGGGAGGGCAGGGUCUCUCCCCAGCUUCUGUGACUCCUUUGUUUGAAUGGAUAUUCUGCUGAGUCUUCAGCCAGCUUGGGAAAGGAGUAAUGCUGGAUGGGUUUGCCUAGAACUGGUGCCUAACUGCAAUGACAAAGCUACUGAACUCUCCUUUCCCCCAGUGCAGCCUGACCAGAGCUGGGUUUCAAUUGCCUGUAGCAAGUUAGUUGCUCACAUUCAUGUAUCAUUAGGUUUACAAAAGCCUGGAGUGCUUCUAUUUAUUUGAAUUUAAGUUCCAUGCGGGCAUCCUUCUUCCCCAAGCCUCAUGGUGACAUAUAUGUAUAAUACAAACUUCCUCUCUGCAAAGGGUGCAUCCACAACAAGGCAGGGGCGUUACUGAAAUAGAUAGUUUUAUAAAAGAAAGUUUACUUUAGUGGAGACAUGUUUGAAGACUCUACUUUUCUACAUUACAGUGAGAGCCAAGUUAAUCCUUGGUGUAACAGUCUUGCUGUUACCUAUGGAAUGCAUGUGGCCUCAAUAUCACUUUUGAGUUUUUAGUAACAAAGUUGUCAGAAGAAGCCUUCUCGAACAAGGGGUAUAGCGUGUCUAGGUACAGUACUAUACAUGUAUGACUUGAAUUUGAGUCCUGGUCAGUAUUGGAACUUUGUUGCAGUAAAACAUUUCCACUAGUGAGUAUUGGUUCUAUGAACCAUGUUAAAAGGAAAAAAUUAAACUUGUUAACCUUG
Alligator mississippiensis (American alligator) is the source of this 8867-nucleotide messenger RNA. RefSeq names its product bridge-like lipid transfer protein family member 3A (gene BLTP3A). The transcript has 22 exons. Lineage: Eukaryota; Metazoa; Chordata; Crocodylia; Alligatoridae. Gene Ontology annotation, molecular function: histone deacetylase binding. Bases 69 to 4604 code for a protein of 1511 amino acids. The record is from RefSeq and is a predicted model, not a curated record.